Molecule: messenger RNA, 3717 nt
Organism: Prunus avium (sweet cherry)
Lineage: Eukaryota; Viridiplantae; Streptophyta; Magnoliopsida; Rosales; Rosaceae
Source: RefSeq, a predicted model, not a curated record
AUGACUGGUCAUGUGAUCGGUCUCAACCUUCAUUUUGGUGGGCUUCAAGGUAAUAUCCAUUCCAAUAGCAGCUUAUUCUCUCUUGGCCAUCUCAAGAGGCUAGACCUCUCUAGAAAUGAUUUCAGAGGUUCCCCAAUUUCGUCCAAAUUUGGUGGCUUUGUAAAUAUGACUCACCUUGACCUCUAUUACUCCAAUUUCAGUGGCCCAAUCCCUUCCGAAAUUUCCCACCUUUCCAACUUGGUUUCACUCAAUCUCUCCCUACGUGAUGUAAGACUAGAUACUCUUAGCUUUAACAGAAUUGUUCAAAACCUAACCAAUCUUAAGGAGCUUCAACUGAUCGGUGUUGACAUGUCUUCAGUUGUACCUGAUUCCUUCAAGAAUCUCUCUUCUUCUCUGACAACUCUUAGACUCUCUAAUUGCCACUUGCAAGGAAAAUUCCCAGAAAACAUUUUCCGCCUACCAAACCUUCGAGUACUAAGCUUAGGCUUCAACAAUAACCUCACAGGUUCUCUCCCCAAUUCUAACUGGAGCAGUCCACUCGAAACCUUGACGCUCUCUGAAACUAGAAUUUCAGUAGAUUGGCAUCGUUUGACAAGAAAUUUCAAGUUUUUGAGAGCUUUGUAUCUCAGCAAUUGCAAUUUUGUAGGAUCACAUCUUGCAUUUGUUGGUAACCUCACACAAAUCAUGCGGUUGGACCUCUCGUCUAACAGUUUUGGUGGCCAAAUCCCAUGGUCAUUCUUUUUAAACAUUGAGAGCCUCGUUUACUUGAAUCUUGUUGGCAACAAUUAUGUCGGUCAGUUUCCAGAAGUUGAUAGCAACUCGACAUUGAUCUCUUCUUUAUAUGAUUUUUCAAAACAACAACUGGUGGGUCCUAUUCCUCGACACUUAACUGAGCUCAUUUUAUAUGAUAACCAACUCAACGGAACAAUACCAUCUUGGUUAGGUAGUUUGCCAUCAUUGGAGCAGUUAUCCCUUGUAAGUAACCAACUCAGCGGUAAUAUCAUUGAGUUCCAAUCUCGUUCUUUGUCAUCGCUUCUUUUAAGCGAUAACAACCUGCAUGGCCUGAUUCCGAGAUCAAUCUUUGAACUUGAGAACCUUACAGACCUUGAUCUAUCAUCCAAUAACUUGAGUGGCACUGUGGAGUUUGAAAAAAUUGUUCAAAACCUAACCAAUCUUAAGGAGCUUCAACUGGACGGUGUUGACAUGUCUUCAGUUGUACCUGAUUCCUUCAAGAAUCUCUCUUCUUCUCUGACAACUCUUAGACUCCAAAAUUGCCACUUGCAAGGAAAUUUCCCAGAAAGUAUUUUCCACCGACCAAAUCUUCGACUCGUAGAUUUAAGUUUUGUAGGAUCAUAUCUUGCAUUUGUUGGUAACCUCACACAAAUCAUCGAGUUGGACCUCUCGUUGAACAGUUUUGGUGGCCAAAUCCCAUGGUCGUUCUUUUUAAACAUUGAGAGCCUCGUUCGCUUGAAUCUUGGUGGCAACAAUUAUGUCGGUCAAUUUCCAGAAGUUGAUAGCAACUCGACAUCGAUCUCUUCUUUAUAUGAUUUUUCAAAACAACAACUGGUGGGUCCUAUUCCUCGACACUUGACCUUCCUCUAUUUAUAUGGGAACCAACUCAACGGAACAAUACCAUCUUGGUUAGGUAGUUUGCCAUCAUUGGAGGGGUUAAACCUCAUAAGUAACCAACUCAGCGGUAAUAUCAUUGAGUUCCAAUCUCGUUCUUUGAAAAUCCUUUAUUUAAAUGAUAACAACCUGCAUGGCCUGAUUCCAAGAUCAAUCUUUGAACUUGAGAACCUUCGAUACCUUGAUCUAUCAUACAAUAACUUGAGUGGCACUGUGGAGGUUGAAAAGUUCUCAAAACUCCAAAGUCUUUUUUCGCUUGAUCUUUCCUCUAACCAUCUAUCCUUGAGUUUCAACCAUUUGAGUAACAACAGCUGGCCUCAACUUUAUUCCCUAGCUUUGUCUUCUUGCAACAUAAGUGAGUUCCCAUACCUUCUAAGAGCCUCACCAAACUUGGAGUCAUUAAACCUCAGAAGUAACAAACUGCAUGGCCUGAUUCCGAGAUCAAUCUUUGAACUUGAGAACCUUACAGACCUUGAUCUAUCAUCCAAUAACUUGAGUGGCACUGUGGAGUUUGAAAAGUUCUCAAAACUCCAAAGUCUUUUUUCGCUUGAUCUUUCCUCUAAUCAUCUAUCCUUGAGUUUCAACCAUUUGAGUAACAACAGCUGGCCUCAACUUUAUUCCCUAGCUUUGUCGUCUUGCAACAUAAGUGAGUUCCCAUACUUUCUAAGAGCCUCACCAAACUUGGACAUGUUAAACCUUUCCCACAACCGAAUUCAAGGCGAAGUUCCCAAAUGGUUUUGGGAUGUCGCAAAAGAUUCGUUGUAUUAUUUGGAUCUUUCUCACAACUUUUUGACAGGCACUGCACGACACCUUCGGUGGAAAAACCUUGGAUAUCUCAACCUUCACAACAAUUCUCUCCAAGGAGAGCUUCCAAUUCCAUCACCUUCCACAUUUUUCUUUUCCAUAUCAAACAACCAAUUGACUGGAGAGAUGCCUCCAACCAUUUGCAGCUUGACUUCGCUUGUAGUCCUUGAUUUGUCUAACAAUAAAUUGAGAGGCAAAAUUCAUCAAUGCAUAGGGAACUUCAGCCAGAGCCUCUCUGUUUUGGAUCUACGGAAUAAUAAAUUUCAUGGCGUGAUUCCUGGGACAUUUUCUAAGGGAAACAUUUUGAGAAAUCUUGAUCUUAAUGGAAAUCAGUUGGAAGGGUCGUUGCCGCCAACUUUGCUCACAUGUCGAGAGUUGGAAGUUCUAGACCUUGGAAACAACAAAAUUCAAGGCACAUUCCCAAAUUGGCUAGAAUCUCUUCCGAAGUUGCAGGUUCUUAUCUUGAGGUCUAACAAAUUCUAUGGUGAAAUAGGCAUUCCGGAAACUAAGUUUCCAUUCCAAAAAUUGCGUAUCAUGGACCUCUCCUACAAUCGGUUUAGCGGUCUCUUGCCAACAAAAUAUUUUGAACAUUUGACGGCCAUGAUAAACUCGCAAGAACAUGAACUGAAAUAUAUGGGAGAGGGCUACUAUCAGGAUACUGUGGUAGUGACAAUUAAAGGCUUCGAAAUUGAAAUGGUGAAGAUUCAAACUUUCUUCACAACUAUUGAUUUCUCAAACAACACUUUCAGAGGAGAGAUUUCAAAAGUAAUCGGUAAGCUUAAAUUAUUGAAGGGGCUUAACUUUUCUCAUAAUGAGCUUACAGGUACAAUUCCACCAUCAUUUGGCGAUAUGUGCAAUCUUGAAUGGUUAGAUCUGUCUUCAAACAGACUUUUUGGUGAUAUUCCGGAGCAAUUGGUAAAUUUGACAUCACUUGAAAAGUUCAACGUUUCAGAAAAUCGACUUGUGGGGACCAUACCUCAUGGUAAGCAAUUUGAUACAUUUGACUAUGAUUCAUAUAGUGGAAAUGUAGGAUUGUGUGGAUUGCCACUUUCUAAAACAUGCGGUGCACAUCAACCACCGCCAUCCUCAUUCCAACAAGAGGAUGAGUUGGAGCAUGGGAAUGGUUUUGAUUGGAAGGUAGUGUUGAUGGGGUAUGCAUCUGGGGUGGUAAUUGGAAUAUCUGUGGGAUAUUUUGUACUCUCUAAUGGAACAACAGAUUGGCUUGUUAAAGUGAUAGGAAGAAAGCAACGUUGUAGAAAUGUGGAAAUCACACAACGACGUACUUGA